Messenger RNA from Lipotes vexillifer (Yangtze River dolphin), 1014 nucleotides. RefSeq names its product mitochondrial transcription termination factor 4 (gene MTERF4). Gene Ontology annotation, cellular component: mitochondrion. Gene Ontology annotation, biological process: mitochondrial transcription; mitochondrial ribosome assembly; regulation of DNA-templated transcription. The record is from RefSeq and is a predicted model, not a curated record. The transcript is spliced from 4 exons. Bases 1 to 1014 code for a protein of 337 amino acids. Gene Ontology annotation, molecular function: double-stranded DNA binding. Lineage: Eukaryota; Metazoa; Chordata; Mammalia; Artiodactyla; Lipotidae.
AUGGCUGCCUUGGGUCGGCAGGUCUUGGAUUGGCACCGCCUGAUCCCCCUCACCUGGUCCCUUAUUGCUAGGCAGACUACUCGGCUUGGAGAACAGAAGAGGACGACUGCUUUUUUGCUGCGUAGACUGACAACGGUCUCCAGCAGUGGGGGCCUCGGGGAGUCAUCCUCUGUUGAACCCCAGAAGUAUGCGCAAGAACCAGAGCACAGGACGGGGAUGACUCAGUGCCUCCUCGAGAAGCAGAGGGCGGCUGUGGAGCGAGAGAAGGUUGUCAGUUCCCUCCUGGACAUGGGUUUCAGUGAUGUCCAUGUUAACGAACUGCUCAGUAUACAGCCAGGCACCCACCCUCAGCAGCUGCUGGGUAUCAUUUCAGAAUUAAUACUCCUGGGUCUGAAUCCAGAGCCUGUGUGUGUGGCCUUAAAGAAAGGCCCUCAGUUACUGAGACUGCCUGUCGUGCACAUGAAGAUGCGCUCCCGUCACCUGCGGAAGCUGGGCCUUGGGGAAGGGAAAUUAAAGCGGGUGCUUUACUGUUGCCCUGAAAUUUUCACCAUGCGUCAGCGGGACAUUGAGAGCAUCGUCGGGGUUCUCAAGAAGUGCCUUUUCACGGUAAAGCAAGUCACCGAGAUUUUGCACAGAUGCCCCUACGUUCUUCGGGAGGACCCUGGUGAACUGGAAUACAAAUUCCAGUAUGCCUAUUUCAGGAUGGGGAUUAAACACGUGGACGUGGUGAAGACCAACUUCCUACAGUACUCCAUGACCAAGACCAAGGAGAGGCAUGUGUUCCUGGAGCGCCUGGGCCGGUACCAGACCCCCGACAAGAAGGGGCAGACGCUGGUCCCCAACCCUUUACUCAAGGACAUCCUCAGGGUUUCAGAAGCUGAGUUUCUGGCCAAGACAGCCUGUUCUUCUGCUGAGGAGUUUGGGGUUUUUAAGGAACUCUUGGCCCGGGAGGAGGAGGAGGAGUCUGAGGGCCGAAUGGCUGAUGCCGGAAGCCCGGAGGAGGCGGGGCCGUGA